CGAAGGUGCCGGGCGCCGGGCCCUCCCCGCCGGCGCGGCCGUCAUCGCCGGAGCGGGUGCGCGGCGGGAGCGCGGGGCGGGCGGCCGCGGGCAGAGCCGCCGCGCAGGAACAGGAGGAGGAGAAAGGGUGCGCAGCCCGGAGGCGGGGUGCGCCGGUGGGGUGCAGCGGAAGAGGGGGUCCAGGGGGGAGAACUUCGUAGCAGUCAUCCUUUUUAGGAAAAGAGGGAAAAUAUAAAGCCCUCCUCCACCGCCGCCUUCUCCCCACCCCUCGCCGCACCACACACAGCGCGGGCUUCUCGCGCUCGGCACCGGCGGCCCGGGCGCGUCCUGCCCCCAUUUAUCAAGCAGCUUCUCGGGAAAUGCAUUUGCCGUUCGGAGUUUAAUCAGAAGAGGAUUCCUGCCCCCGCGCGCGGCUCGUCCCGCGGCCCCGGCCCCCGUCUCUCUGCUGUGGAGGCGCGAAGCGGUCCCGUGGACAGAGAUCCAUGUCCGUGCCCGCGCGCGUGUGUGCGUGUGUAAAUUGCCGAGAAGGGGAAAAUCACAGGACUUGGGCAAAAAUACUGGACUGAAAAUUGUAAUUCAUCUGCCGCCGCCGCUGCCUUUUUUUUCUCGUGCUCUUGAGACCUCCGGUUGGGAUUCCUACGGCUUGACAUUUCUGUGAAGGCGAAGUCUGGGAAUCGUACUGGAAAUUCUCCUAAUUUUUACACGCCCCCCGCGCCCCCAACUCCUGAUUCAUUGGGAAGUUUCAGAGCAGCUAUAACCGGAGAGUUCUGAAGAUUGAUGUAAUCUUUGCCUUAUGCAUUUGUUUUGUUUUCACAAAAAAGGAAACUUGACAGAGGAUCAUGCUGUCCUUAAAAAAUACAACAUCACGGAAGAAGCAGACUGAUAUUAACAAUAAUUAUUAAUAGUGUGCCUCAUGAAAUAAAGAUCCGAAAGGAAUUUGGAAAAAAAUUUCCUGCAUCUCAUGCCAAGAGGGUAACACCAGAAUCAAGUGUUCCGCGUGACUGAAGACACCCCCUCAUUCAAGAAUGCAAAGCACACCCAAUAAAAUAGCUGGAUUAUAACUAUUCUUUCUUUCGGGGUGUGGGGCGGGAGCGGGGGCGAAAGGUGCUUUCGGUACCCGGCUGCUUUUCCUCGGGGGAAGGAUGGCGCACGCCGGGAGAACAGGGUAUGAUAACCGGGAGAUAGUGAUGAAGUACAUACACUAUAAGCUGUCGCAGAGGGGCUACGAGUGGGAAGCCGGAGGUGCGGGCGCAGCGCCCCCCGGUGCCGCCUCCGCGCCGGGAGUCUUCUCCUCGCAGCCCGGACACACCCCUGCGCCCGCCAGGACCUCGCCCCCGCCGCCCCCGGCCGCCCCCGCCGCCGCCGCUGCGGGGCCUGCGCUCAUCCCCGUGCCACCUGUGGUCCACCUGACCCUGCGCCAGGCCGGCGAUGACUUCUCCCGGCGCUACCGCCGCGACUUCGCCGAGAUGUCCAGCCAGCUGCACCUGACACCCUUCACCGCAAGGGGACGCUUUGCCACGGUGGUGGAAGAGCUCUUCAGGGAUGGGGUGAACUGGGGGAGGAUUGUGGCCUUCUUUGAGUUCGGUGGGGUCAUGUGUGUGGAGAGCGUCAACCGGGAGAUGUCGCCCCUGGUGGACAAUAUCGCCCUGUGGAUGACUGAGUACCUGAACCGGCACCUGCACACCUGGAUCCAGGAUAACGGAGGCUGGGACGCCUUUGUGGAACUCUAUGGCCCCAGCAUGCAGCCUCUGUUUGACUUCUCCUGGCUGUCUCUCAAGGCCCUGCUCAGUCUGGCCCUGGUGGGCGCCUGCAUCACCCUGGGUGCCUACCUGGGCCACAAGUGAGGUCAGUAGGCCCGCCACAGAUGAAUAUGCAAAAGGUUCACUAAAGCAGUAGACAUAUAUGCAUUGUAGUGUCUGACCACCAGACGAAGCUGUGGUCUCUUCAAAACAAAAACUAAAACAACAGAAACAAAAACAGCUUUCAGGCUCAACUUCGAAUCAGCUAUUUACUGCCAAAGGGAAAUACCAUUUAUUUUUUACAUUAUCAAGAAAAAAAGAUUUAUUUAUUUAAACAGUCCCAUCCAACCUCUCGUCUUUGGAAACCCUACCGCCAAUUGCCAAGCCCCACCUGGGGGGCUCAGCCGGGAUCUCCUGUGCCUAUAAACACCAAUUUGUUUUCCAUGUUGUUGGCUGGACUGACUCACGAUCUGAAGAGCAAACCACCUGACAAAGGACUGGACUGUUCCAGAAGCUGGGUGUCUGGCUGUUGGAGGUCAGGAAGAAGGUGUUCAUUUUCCUUGCAUUUAUUUGCCCUGGGGGCUGAGAUACUAGCAGAGGGGAAGGUGCUUGGCAGGGAGGAGUAUUCUUCCCUGGCCUGAAGAGCAGAUGGCUCACAUGGUACAUACCCGUUUGGAAGAAAAAAACUGCGAACUUCAGAUGGACUUGGUGUCUGCCAAGAUUUCCACACUGAAGAACAGUGAUGGGGGGAAAUGCCAUUAAAACAUAGCAAAGUAUUUUUUUAAGCUACCAAUUGUGCCGAGAAGCAUUUUAGCAAUUUAUACAAUAUCAUCCAGUACCUUAAACCCUGAUGUGUAUGUUCAUAUAUUUUGGAUACGCUCCCCCUCCAAAUACUGGCUCUGUCUGUGUGUGAAACAGAAUCCUCUGGAAUGCGAGGAAGCGAACAUUUCGGCAACUUAACCCAGAAGCAUCAGGCCGCCACAAGUGCCUGCUUUUCCAAAAGAGGCCGCAGUCCGGAUCCCGCCUUGCCCCGGCUCGGACGCUUUGUUCUGGACCUGAACCUGGGUGCUGGCCAGCCUGCUUGAGGGUUUUACACAGAGCAGUGUGGGCCCCGACUGUCUGGAAGCGGACAGAGCUCAGAAUUCCACUGUCCGGAAGGAACAGAAGGAGGCCUGGGCCUGUCCCCCAUGGGCCUCUGGUCAGGCUGUUUCCAUGGGGACCGUGGAUCCUGGGAGCCAGAGCUGUUAAGACGUUUAUCACUGUGGAGGGAGGAUGCAGGAGCCGCGUCUUCCCCAGCAGAGGCGGGUAGCGAAGGCCAGGAAUGCCACCACCCAGAGGAGACGAGGAAAGGGGCACACAUGGCCUGUGUGCAGGGUGGCUGUGGCGCAGGCAUGUUGGCCACGUGGCCACCCACCUGUCUGUGCAGUUUAAAGCCAGGCUUUAAAUUACUUUGGGGAGGGUCAUAAAUCCUGAAGAAGGCGUUGAAAUGAGAUGUCAUGGAUUAAUUAACCUACAUCUGUGGAAUUGAGAUAUCAAACAUUAUCUUGUCAGUAUAGUUUGAUUUUAUUUGAAAACCUGACAAAGGAAGAACAAAGGUUUCAGGUGUGGAAUGUUGGGAAUUAUCUGUACAUCCUGGGACAUUAAAAAGAAAAAAAAUCGUUGAUGGAAAACUCUAGCAAGGAAGCAAAGGAAGUGAAAUCUCCAGCUCAUAAACUAGAAAUUAUUUUUUCAAGUUUAGAAUCAGCUUUCAGACAUACAUGGAAUAACUGUGGCAUUAUUGCAUUAUAUACCAUUUAUCUGUAUUAACUUUGGAAUGUACUGUGUUCAAUGUUUGAUGCUGUAGUUGAUAUUUCAAAAGCUGCUUUAAAAAAA
Manis javanica (Malayan pangolin) is the source of this 3611-nucleotide messenger RNA. RefSeq names its product BCL2 apoptosis regulator (gene BCL2). Gene Ontology annotation, molecular function: BH domain binding. Gene Ontology annotation, cellular component: mitochondrial outer membrane. Gene Ontology annotation, biological process: negative regulation of apoptotic process; extrinsic apoptotic signaling pathway in absence of ligand; intrinsic apoptotic signaling pathway in response to DNA damage. Lineage: Eukaryota; Metazoa; Chordata; Mammalia; Pholidota; Manidae. The record is from RefSeq and is a predicted model, not a curated record.